GCUCCCCCAAGCUCCGCAAUCUGCCGCCCCCCAUUGGCUCCCAGCAGCGCGACGCCACAUCUCCCAUCCCUCCCAGGUACCUACGAAAGUACGGAGUACCUACAUACCAUUCUGUAGGUAUCAACGUGCUUUGUGUUACUGCCGCACUACUUGGUUCGAACCUCAGCAUCGUACUACUCUAUCUUGGGCGCUGUGCCUCAUACCUACAUCACUUGUGUAUCUACCCGCGUUACCCUGUUCUCCCUCCUUGUGUGCCCGCGCACAGGCGCUUUCUUUUGUCUUGCCGGAGUGAACGCCGGCCGGCGUGUGCGCUUGUCUUGACGUCUCAACGGCGGGCGUCAUUGCCUCAUCGGCCGUUUUGCCGCCUGUAUACUGUACGCCGCCACCACCACCACCAACACGCAGCAGACUAGCACGCAUUCAAACACGCACGCGCUCGCUCACACCGACCCAGGACUCACCGCGACCCUCACCGGUCCCCUCACCGAGCGGCCAACCAAUCACACGCCCGGCGUAAGGGCCGCCGGCCAAUUCCCACCUCACGUGACCUGGCCGCCAAAGCUCAGGCUCAGCUCUCGCAGCCGACAGAGAGAGAGAGAGAGAAAAGAAACGGGAGGAGGUGCUCUGGGCCAGCCAGCCAGCAGCAGCAGAAUCGAAACGCCCGCUAAAUUAAACUACAAGCUCGCUCGCAGUCCCGUUUCUCCGCUUGCCCGCCCGCCCGCCCGCCUCAGCAGCGCCAAAACAGCCCCAAAAGGUAGGCAGGAAAAAAAAGGAACCUGAUAAGGUACCUGGUACUUGGCUGCUCCAGCUGCGCCCGCCGUUGUACCGCUUGCGGGCACACCUGCGUCACCUCGACGUUCGUUCGGCCGCCAACGAUUCGCAUCGACAGCCACACAACACAACACCAAGCACCGCAUCAGCACACGCAUCGCGAACUCGCGUCGCGCGCAUCCUCCUUUGCACCCUCUUGGACUCCCUCCAAGCUCGCUCUCUCGCUCGCGUCUCUUUGCUAGACCAGCGCGCGCGCGCCCUUCCUCCCCAUUGCGAAGAGACGGGCCCCGACCCUUGGGCUGCUUGCUUGCUUCGCGCAGCGGCAUCACCAUCACCACCAACUGCGACACGCAAAAAGAGGGCGCGGCCUCCCCUCGCCACGCGGUGUUUGCAGCAGCGCUCUAGUACACGGCUCAAUCAAUCCUGUCCGCCCGCCCGCAGCAUCCGACGCGAGGCGGAAGGCCAUGGGCUUGGCUAGAGCUGCCCUCCCGCGAAGGACCGCAGAGACUGGGGACGGCUGCUUCUAGCGCAGCUCGUUCAAGAGGGCAGUAAACCACCUCCCUCCGGCGACAUGUACGACAAGGUCGUGUCGCUGGGCUCCCGCCUGCACUACCCCAUCACCAUCACCAAGCUGCUCAAGUCGCCCGGCGACAACAUCAAGAAGCAGGACAACAUCAUCGAGUACAAGUUCACGUGGCGGCGCCGCGUCGGCGACGACGAGUGGACCGAUGAGACGACGUACACCGAGUUCGAUAGCCCCGCCGAGGGCCGCCUCAAGGACUGGCGCAUCCGCGAGGGCCAGGUCAUCGGCGCCGACAUGCCCUGCAUGACCGUCGAGGAGGCCUGCGGCCACGAGGUCCAGAUCCAGGGCCUCUGCAGCCUCUGCGGCGCCGACAUGACCGAGGUCAACUGGGCCAGCGAGGAAAAGGACACGGACCGCGCCAUGAUCAACAUGACGCACGACCAGACGGGCCUCAUGGUCAGCGAGUCCGUCGCCACAAAGGCCGAGCACGAUGCCCAGCGCCGCCUGUUGCGCCAGCGCAAGCUCAGCCUCGUCGUCGACCUCGACCAGACCAUCAUCCACGCCUGCAUCGAGCCCACCGUCGGCGAGUGGCAGCGCGACCCCACCAACCCCAACCACGAGGCCGUCCGCGACGUCGAGAGCUUCCAGCUCAACGACGACGGGCCCCGCGGCCUCGCCAGCGGCUGCACCUACUACAUCAAGCUGCGUCCGGGCCUUCGCGCCUUUCUCGAGGAGGUGUCCAAGAUGUACGAGCUGCACGUCUACACCAUGGGCACCCGCGCCUACGCCCUCAACAUUGCCCGCAUCGUCGACCCGGACCGCCGCCUCUUCGGCAACCGCGUCAUUAGCCGUGACGAGAACGGCAGCAUCACCUCCAAGAGCCUGCAGCGCCUCUUCCCCGUCAGCACCAACAUGGUCGUCAUCAUCGACGACCGCGCCGACGUCUGGCCCCGCAACCGCCCCAACCUCAUCAAGGUCGUCCCCUACGACUUUUUCAAGGGCAUUGGCGACAUCAAUUCGAGCUUCCUGCCCAAGCGCACCGAUAUUUUGCCCGCCCCUUCACCAGCGACGGCGCCAGCGCAGCAGCAGGAGCAACAACAGCAGCAGCAGGCACAGUCAAACGGCUCAGCGGAGACGCCCACGACCGAGGCGGCUGUGGCUGCGGCUCCCCAGGGUGCCAAGGCGUCGCCGCUCGAGGACCUGGCCCGCAUGAGCGGCGCCGACGACGAGGCUCAGCUUAAGUUGCAGGCCGAGGAGCAGGAAAAGUCGCUCGAGAAGCAGCUGACGGACCGGCCGCUGCUGCACAUGCAGGAGGAGCUGGACAAGGAGGACGAGGCGUCGCAGGACGGCGAGGCGGGCGACGCGACCGCCACGCACCAUCGCCAGCACCUGCUCAACGACGACGACGAGGAGCUCAUAGCGCUGCAGGACCACCUGACGGACCUGCACUCGUCCUUUUAUGAGACGUACGACCGGAGGCGCGAGGAACGCAAGCAGUCGGAGCCGACACACCCGCCGGGGCAUAACAAGCGCCGCAAGGCGUCGGUCGAUGACGGCGUCGACCUGUCCAUGGUGCCCGACAUUGGCGACAUCCUGGAUGAGCUCAAGUCCAACGUGCUCUCGGGCCUGGUCAUAGUGCUGUCGGGCCUGGUGCCGCUGGGCGUCAACGUCGAGGAUUCGGAGAUUGGCAUGCAGGCACAGAGCUUCGGUGCCCAGGUCCUCGACAGCGUGUCACGACGCGUGACCCAUCUGGUUGUCUCCACGUCGCGGCCGCGCACUCGAAAGGUGCAGCAGGCGGCGAGGAUCGCCAGCAUCAAGAUUGUCAACCAGAACUGGUUGACGGACUGCCUGAGCCAGUGGCGCCGGCUCGACGAGAGCCCGUACUACAUGGAUAUUCCAGAUUCAGACCGCGCAGCCGGAGGCGGCGGCGAAGACGACACGACCGAGGCCACGUCAGAAGCCGAAAACGACGAGGCGGCCGAGGCCCGGGACCUCAAGGACUUUGACUGGGCCACGGCGGACAAGGACCUGGAGGAAUUUCUCGACGAAGACGACGACGGGGACGAAGACGAUGACGACGAAGAUGAGGGGAAUGAGGACGGCGAGACGGAGGACGGGUCCGAGAGCGGGGCCGACGCCGAGGAGGGUAACGAGACAGACCACUCCCGGAGGCCCGGCAAGAAGCGCAAGAAGGGGGCCGAUGGGGAGGAGUCGGACGGGGAUGGCCCCUCAAACGUCGCCGGGGAGAGCGUGCUGGCCAAGAAGCAGCGUCUGUCGCGCAGCCGCGGCACGUCGGCGCUGCGGUCAGUACGGACGCCCAACGGCGGCGACGCCGACGGGGACAGCAGCCUGCCGACGCCGGUGCCGACGGGCGACGAUGGGGCGUCGCAGGGGACCACCACCAGCAACGGCAACGGCAACGGCAACAGCAACAAGAACUGGGACGACGGGGCCGACUUUGACGAGGACGCGCUGGAGCGGGAGCUGCUGGCGGAGCUGGAGGCGGCCGAGACGUGACAUGAGUGACAGCGUGCGCGCGCGCGCGCGUUGUGCUCUGCGAGUGUAGACGGCAAGCAAGCCAAGCCUGGGCUGGGCGCUCGGCGCUUUCCUGGGUGUGUUGAUGAUGAUGUGUGCCAAGUGUGCAUUUAUGUGCUCACUUGCUUGCUUGCUUGCAUGCAUGCGACGGGCAGCAUGGCGACUGGUGUUGAUGGUGGUGAUGGCCCGCCCCCCCUCCUUCCCCGUCCCGUCCCCUGUGUCAGUCAUUCGCGGUUGCCUUACCGAAUAAACCUCUCUCUCACCUCCCCAAGCGCGCGCGUCCCCUGGCACUGGUUGAUACACGUUGAAAGCAAAGGGAAAGACGCACAUUGGGUGACAUACGGGGAAGAGGCAGGGAUGGAGGCUGAUGAUGAGCACUAGGGGCGAGGGGAAGAGAGGCGCGCGCUGUGGGGAGUGAGUGCCUUUUGCUUGGGAUCGGGACCAGGGACUGGGGAUUUGGGGACUGAGGGUGACGGAAGGACUGGACAUGCGUCGGGGGGUCGGGGGUCUUCUUCUUUCUACUAUAUCAUCCAUCUGCCUGUCUUGUGUUUGGUUUUUAUACGGAGUAAAUGUAUACCCCUCUACCAUUUUCGCUCUUGAAAUCAUGUCGUCG
This is a messenger RNA of Purpureocillium takamizusanense, 4442 nucleotides long. RefSeq names its product Protein-serine/threonine phosphatase (gene fcp1). Gene Ontology annotation, molecular function: RNA polymerase II CTD heptapeptide repeat phosphatase activity. Gene Ontology annotation, cellular component: nucleus. Lineage: Eukaryota; Fungi; Ascomycota; Sordariomycetes; Hypocreales; Ophiocordycipitaceae. The transcript is spliced from 2 exons. Bases 1343 to 3811 code for a protein of 822 amino acids. The record is from RefSeq and is a predicted model, not a curated record.